Penicillium soppii is the source of this 1356-nucleotide messenger RNA. RefSeq lists its product as uncharacterized. The record is from RefSeq and is a predicted model, not a curated record. The coding region runs from base 1 to 1356 and encodes 451 amino acids. The transcript has 2 exons. NCBI's taxonomy places the organism in Eukaryota, Fungi, Ascomycota, Eurotiomycetes, Eurotiales, Aspergillaceae.
AUGGCGUCCCUUCACACGACUCCUACUGAAAUCUUACAUUUGAUAUUUGCAUCCCUAUCGCCCGGCGAUCUUGCCGCGAUAUGUCUUACUCACAGGGACUUGCGCUAUCCUGUUGAGCCAUUUCUCUACGCCCAUAUUCAAUGGAUAUGGUCAGACUCCCAGAUUCCUCCAGUCGCUCAAUUCUUGCGAAGCAUUAUCCAUAGGCCCGAGCUCGCCAGAUAUGUCUACGAUGUGAUUCUAGAUGGUGACUGCUUCGAUGGAAGCCUAUACGACCCCAGAAAUGAAAGCCCCAAAAUCCCAAUCAGCAACGUUGUCUUAGAUGAGCUAGUGGAAUGCAUCAAAAGGACCAAUGUUCCGUAUGUGGGAGAAUGGAUCCAAGAGCUGCGCGCUGGAUCGAUGGACGCGUUUACCACUCGUUUGAUAUCACACCUCCUGAAUCUGAAACGUCUCUUCCUUGAUAAGAAUUUCAACCGAGAGAGCCGUCUUAGGGGCAUGAUGCUCCGCUCGCCCCCCUGUGAGGAGACUACGGCUAGUAACCUUAGUUCCUUUACGUAUCUUGAAGAUGUGACAGCGAAGUCUCCCUGCCUUCCUUACGACAUUCACCAAAAAUCGGACUCUAGGAACACAAAGGACGUCCUCCCUCUCUUUUACCUGCCGUCAGUUAAACGAAUAAGGACUUUAAUCGACAAUCCCGCUACUUUCACAUUGACCGGAAAGAAUCUACCAAAUCCAUCGAGACUUACAUCGCUCGAUUUGACUAUAUUACGCGAAAGGCAUCUUAGUAAAGACUGGUACUACCGCCCAGAUCUUCGAGAUCAUUCUUUUACCGCUAUCAUCGAUUUGGACCAAAUCGCUAAGGGUCUAUCUUAUGUUCAAGAGACUUUGACGGACCUGACUAUUACAGCAGGAUCGCAAGGCUACAAAGCGGACCUUGAAGAUCCAGAAAUCCAAUUUAGUGGAUCGUUCAAGGUCUUUGGCGGACUCCAUACGCUGAAAUGUUUGAAGGUUCCCAUUCCAUUUCUACUCGGAUUUUCUCCCUCGAUGUCAAAUGCGAAUUCGUUGGCAGUGGCACUGCCCAAGCGCCUUAAAUGGCUGACUUUGACUGACUGCUUAUGUACGCAAGAGCAAUGGGAAUGGCAAUGGAAGACUGACUACUUAUUGGAGGCUAUUCGAUCAUGGCUCCAAAACUGGGAGAGAUACACACCCCAUCUCCGAGGAUUCUGUCUGUCGGGAAGUAUGAUGAAAGCGCAGGACUGGGAACCUGACAUGAUACAUGGAUUAAGAGAUUUGGGAGCCCAGUCGGGAAUCGAGAUUCAAAUAACUGACACGGAACCCAAGUGGUCAGGUCGUAUGUAA